GGUUAUGCCUUUCUCGUAUCACACACAUAGCGGCCAGUUUUGCAAGCACGCUACAGGCACACUAGAAGAGGUUGUGCAACAGGCCAUAGAAGUGGGAUACACACAUGUGGGAUUAUCAGAGCAUAUGCCGAGAAAAGAACCAUGUGAUCUCUAUCCAGAAGAGGAAGAGCUUCAUAUGACACCAGCUGAUCUUGAUCAGCAAUUUACAGACUACGUUAGUGAAGCAAAACGUCUACAACGGUUGUAUAGUAGUCGUAUCCACAUACUGGUUGGAAUGGAGACAGAGUAUAUCCGACCAUCAUGUGUUCAAGAAAUCCUAAGACUACAAGAAGUGCAUAGUCUCGAUUAUGUUGUUGGUUCUGUACAUCAUGUCGAAGGAAUGGCAUUCGAUUUUGAUGAGGAAUGGUUUCAACGCUGUGAGGCUCGCUACUCCUCUCUCCACGCUAUGUGCAAUGUUUACUACUCUGACCAGUUUGCAUUGCUGACACAAAUACAACCUCAUGUUGUUGGACAUUUUGAUCGAAUUCAAGUCUACCAAAGUGACUACAAACCAGACAGGGCAGUCUGGGAAGCAAUACAGAAAAAUAUCAAGUAUUGUAUUGACUAUGGCGCUCUAUUUGAGAUAAAUACUCAUUACAUGGCAAGCACGGGUACAGGACAACCAUCACCAAAUACAGAUAUUCUCAAGUGCAUUGUUUGCAGUGGAGGACGACUGACAUUAUCAGACGACUGCCAUGCUCCUGCAGGAGUCGCUGCCAACUAUGAGAGUGUGUAUGAUAUCAUACGUGACCAUGGUCUUGACGACCACAUUUACUGUUUAGAAUUUGACAACACAACUAAGUCCCUAACACAGAAACCAGUACACAACUUUCUACAGCAUCCAUUCUGGCAGAAAGCAGGAAAGUCCAAAUGUUCAGUCUGA
Messenger RNA from Corticium candelabrum, 922 nucleotides. RefSeq lists its product as uncharacterized. The transcript is spliced from 3 exons. Gene Ontology annotation, biological process: L-histidine biosynthetic process. Gene Ontology annotation, cellular component: cytoplasm. Lineage: Eukaryota; Metazoa; Porifera; Homoscleromorpha; Homosclerophorida; Plakinidae. The coding region runs from base 5 to 922 and encodes 305 amino acids. The record is from RefSeq and is a predicted model, not a curated record. Gene Ontology annotation, molecular function: histidinol-phosphatase activity.